UGAACCACGUGCUUAAGUCCUUCGUCUCCUGGACUGAUCAGUGUCCUCCUUUAUUAUUUCAUCGAACUCCAAACGUUUGUUUUUGACAUUUUAAAAACACGAUUCAAAAAGUAUGCCAAAGGAGAACGUAAAAAAUGUUUUCAUGUGUAAAACCUGUAGUUAUUAUGGUUAAAUGUCUGUACUUUUACAACCGUUUAAAGUACGCACUUUCACUUUCGUUUGUCCUGGUGUAAUGAACAAUAUCGUCUCCCAGAUCAAAUAGGUCCAACUGCCACUUCUUUUCGAGUAUUUACCGUCAAACCUGAGGCUAGCCUGAUGAAAUAAACACCAAACAACAUAGCCUUAAACAGAACAGUUAGUGUCCUGUCGCUUUUGUUGUUGGUGUUAAUUUAAACUUCAAAAACUUGUGUGGAAGCUAGCUGACGUUAGCCUAGCCGGCUAACGUCAACAUAGCUAACAAUCGUUAGCAUAGCCGGCUAACAUUAAUGCCUCCACGCAUCUAACGAAUUAAAACAGACCAACACGUUGAAUAAUUGUUAUGUAUAAAUAUAAUUUAGCAUACAGUGACAUCAACGCACAGUCGAAUCCAGUACAGUUAGUUUUGCUGUGAGUUAUGGACUAAAAUAAAAUGAAUUUAAAUCAGGCACGACGAGGACACCUAAAGAAUCUAACGGUGAACGCCCAUCGUUUCCGCCGUUUUAGCAAGAAGACGGGCGCGGACGCCGGACUGUGUGACGACCUAAAAAUAUCGUCGUUUUUGCUCAAUCUUUGUUGUAUUUUCUGCCGGUCCUGAACUGAUCCGUGAACAUGGAGGGACGUUCUGCUGUUUGGCUCCUGGCUGCUCUGCUGCUGCUGGAGGCUCUGAUCUCUGCUGAAGCCCAGAACACACUGAGGUACCUGGAGGUUGGAAGUAAGCUGGUCCUCAGGCCUGAACCCGUCUCCGGCAGCAUCAAAAGCAUCACAUGGAAGCUCAACGGCAGCAUCGUGGGUGUGUUGGACGAAGGGCAGGAGUUGGUAUAUUCUCCUGCGUUUAAGGACCGUGCCAGCGUGGACACGACCACGGGAGUGUUGGAGAUCAGCAACAUGAUGAAGACCGACAGUGGACUGUACACGGUGGCGAUCAACAACAGGAUUCAGAGUGGAGGUUAUGAUGUUCAAGUGAUCAAACAGGUGCCCAAACCUGUGGUAAUGAUCACGUGUACCCCAAAGUUGGAGAGUUGUUCGCUGAGCUGCCAUGGAGACAUUACAGAUGCUGAUCCGGUCACCUUUUCUUUUAGGAAGGGAGGCAGAGGUUGGGAGGAGGGAGAACAGAACAUUAAAAUCAUCAAUGAUGAGGACACACAGGCUGUUGAAACGUUCUCCUGCCGGAUGAAGAACCCACUUGGUGAGAAAGACAGUGAACCUGUGGACAAUCCAUUCUAUGUGGAAUCCAACACUGGGAAGAUUGUGGGUGGUGUUGUUGGAGGUCUCAGUGCUCUGGCUGUUGCUGCUGCUGCUGUUGUGUUCUACCUGAAGAAAGGGAAAAGUGGCAACACAGCUGAUAGAGCAACAACAGCUUCUCCUAACAAUGAUGCAAACCAUCCAGAGAAAGAAGAAUUCAACGCCAUGCACCCUGAUUCCAAAGAAGAUGCAUGAAGCUGUGAAGCUCCAUAGAAAACCCCAUCAGAGCUUCCUGUUGCUAGUUUGGGUUUGUUGUUUCAGCAUCCUGCCUUGUGCCUUCCAAAAAGAAUGAACCCGUUGGGGAAGAAAAGUAUGAUUGUUUUUCUUUUCUUUAUGUAAUCCUGUUCACAGGUUGUUUCCCCUUCAUGAGUCAAACAUUAGGUAAAAUGUGACACGACGACUCCACAGAUGGAUGCAGGAUUUUAAAUCCAGCGUUUCUCUUCACAGUAUUACAGAGGUGGAUCAGGCAUUCAGAUAGUUUUACUUAAACAAAAUAAUCAGCAACACAGUGUGGAAGUACGCUGUUACAAGUAAAAGUUCUGCAUUUUAAAUUUAAAGCUUUUAUUUAAAGCAAAAAUAAAGAACCAAAAGUGAAAGUACUUGUAGAUCACAGGUAGUCAUUGAUCUAAUAUUGCAGGUUGUUGCAAUACGUUCAUGCGAUGGGAGAUUUUUGCUUUUUUUUUCUCCACUCAUAAUAAAUAUCAAAAUGAUGUGAUUUUUAUUUUUUUUCUUACUGCAGUCUGUACCAACCAGGAAUGUUCCCUUCUCAAUGUCUCUAUAGAACCACAGCGCUUUAUUAGUUAUUAUUCAACAAAAGACUGCAGCUGCUGCGAUUUUUAUUGUAAAUUUGUCAAUAUUGCAAUAAUUUGGUUCAUGUUUUGACAUCACAUUGUAUAUAAUUACUGAUGCAUCACUUUAAGCUGAUUUAGUUUUUCAUUUUCUACACAGCCUUAGUAUACAAGUAAUAUUUGGAGUUUUAGAUUGUGUUUUGUCUUGUUUGUCUGAAUCUGAAAAGAUUCAGGGCUGCAAACCAACAGCUGUUGGUUUGCAGCCCUGAAUAUGCGUCUUUUCACUCUUUGUGUGGUUGAAUCUGAGGAAUAUUUAGUUUUUCUUUGCUUCUGUAAUGACGUGUAAAUUGCAUUUGGCUGUACUACUUUCUGAUACUGCAGCAUUUGGACAAUCCCAUUCAACCCAGGAGAUGCUGUUUAGUUUCUUGUCAUCAUAGGACCGUGCUGUUAUUUCUCAACAGCUAUUCUUGGUAAGAGCUGUACCAAUCUACUUCCACAAAUGAGGAACCGCUUGAGGCUGAUGUAAUAACUUCAUAAAAACAUCACUGUAAACCACGCUCAGACUGCUGGGACUGGAUUUACGCUGCCUCCACGUGUAGCUGAGACAUUAUUAUCUGAAUUAUUUAGCAGACAUUUAUGUUUCUAGGACAAGAACACAUGAAGAUAACAAACAUCAAGCAGUGUCAGCAUUUAAACAACUGCAUAUAUAUGAUUGCUAGUUUCCACUCUAUACUCUUGUUUUUUUUGUUUUUAUUGCACUGUUUCUGUGAUGUCUUGUUGCUUUUUGUAAUUAUCAAUAAGCUCCGACUAAUCAGAGAAAAAAAUUCUGGAAUGAAAACUUUAAAAAAAUAUCUGCUGUUUCUUUUAAUUUAUUUAGGUAGCUUUUGAAUGUUUAUUUUUUUAAUUGUUUUUGUAAAAUGCCUUAUGAAUAAAUGCGUCUGUUGCUGUUGA
This is a messenger RNA of Amphiprion ocellaris (clown anemonefish), 3179 nucleotides long. RefSeq lists its product as uncharacterized. The coding region runs from base 808 to 1635 and encodes 275 amino acids. Lineage: Eukaryota; Metazoa; Chordata; Actinopteri; Pomacentridae. The transcript has a single exon. The record is from RefSeq and is a predicted model, not a curated record.